Molecule: messenger RNA, 1961 nt
Organism: Hydractinia symbiolongicarpus
Lineage: Eukaryota; Metazoa; Cnidaria; Hydrozoa; Anthoathecata; Hydractiniidae
Exons: 2
Coding region: 65-1816 (583 amino acids)
Source: RefSeq, a predicted model, not a curated record
ACGCUUAAACAAAUGAACAAAAUGCGUUUGCCGGUGUGUGUGUAAAUCCAGAAGAAGAAAAGUCAUGUGUAGUAACAACAUGAUGAUUGUAAUAUUUGUGUUACUAACGGCUUGUGUCAGUAUGUCAUGGCAAUACUCUCUCAACAAGUUGAACAACUUCGACGCACAAGUCAAAAGUACACACGACUCGAGUUACCCGUCGUCAAUCUUCAAGUAUCCUAUUUGCUUAACCGAUAGUGAUUGCCUGUUUCCGUGGGGAAAAUGCGUUGCGCCAAUCUGUAUGCGCAUGUGCAAGAAAACACGUCCAUGUUCAGAGCAUGAAUUUUGCUACCCAAAGUUAGGGGUUUGUAUUCCAAAGUUAAUCCGCAGAAGAUACACUAGCAAGUGUGACCAGGAAAGUCAUUGUUUACUUAACGAAAUUUGUGAUCGUGGUCAGUGUGUUAGCAAAAAAGAUAAAGUACCGUGUGAGUUUCGCGGUCAAUGCAAGGCAAAUGAGAUAUGUGUUUCUGGGUACUGCGUAAAGUUUUUCUGCACUGGAAAAGCAUGUUUUAAUGUGGACAAUAUGUGCAUAGUGGAUUCGGAUUGUAAUGGCACCGAUGUAUGUAUGAAGGGAAAAUGUUUAGACCCAUUUCCCAUUACCUGCAAGUUGUCGACAGAUUGUGAAUCUCAUGAAACAUGCAUCUUUGGAUUUUGCAAGAAGAUUCAAUGUGAAAAAAAGUCAGAUUGUGCAGAGGAAGAAGAGUGUCUCCAUCGCAGAUGCAUAUCCUUGCAAAAAAUUAUUUUGACAAAACUUUGUGAGACUAACAAUCAUUGUUUUGAAGGGGAAGAGUGUAAAAGUCAGAAAUGUGUAGCGAUGGAGCUGGUAAAUAGGAAACAGAAGACAAUUCUAUUCACAACAACUAAUCCAGUGUCGUUAGCCAAUCAAAAAACGGUAAAGAAAGCUUCCACCAAUCCCACACAAGCAUUGACAAAUAACAAGGAAAUAUUGCCUAAAAAUUUUCUAUGUGACUGCGAAAAAGAGGAAAACUGUGUUAUAAGUGACUGUUUUACAAAACAAAAAAAUGGAGGAACAAGCAAAACGGCAACGCGUGCGAGUAGUGUCAACUUAAAAGCUAUUAUCAAAGAAUUAUUAAAAGAAGAGGAAAACAAGUUAUUAUUUGAAAUCUCGAAUCGUAAGCAGUUGACAGAAAAUAAGGAAGUAAAAGUGUUUCAACGCAGACUAGAAGAGACAGACGAAAGAAGAAAUAAGAAUCUAAAGAGUAAAUUUAACGUAGGAAUUAAAAACUUUUUGCCAUCUGCUGUUUCUUUUCUAAAAGAGAGCAGUACCAUCAACGACAAUCUAAGAAAAAAUACCAACACUAUCAAAAAUGACGUCGUUACGACGGACAAAAGCAUCGAACAAAUUGUUGAAUACGGCGAAAACUGUAUCAACGACGGUGACUGCUCUAAUGAAAAAUGUUGUGUUUUAGGAGUGUGCGUGAAGACUGAUGACUGUUUAAUACAUCAACACGACAAACAUACUAUUGCUGAAGUAAAAGACACUCUGGCAUGUCUGGACAACUCGCAGUGCUCUGGAGAUGAAGUAAUUUGCCAUUUAGGAUAUUGCAAGCCCGACACACAUGAACUAAAACAAAAGGAAAUUCACAGUACUUGUUCUAGCGAGAAUCCGUGUAAGCGGCCUCAUCAAGCUUGUUUGCUUGGCGCAUGCGUUGACGCUUUUAAAAUUAAUGAUUUUGUACCGUGCACUUAUAAUGGCACUCGUUGUGAAGAUAAAAAUCGAAUUUGUGUGAUGAGAGCUUGUAUAUUUGCAACUUAAAUAUCGGAAAUAUAUGUAAAUUUCCAUAUGUAAAAUUACCAUCUCGAGAUAUUGCCGUUUUUAUGAUCACAAAUCAGUCGAUCCUUACAUAUCAUUUUAAAUCUUGGAAAAAGAAUAAAUUAAUGUUACAACUCAUUAAAUAUAA